UUCUCUCUCACCUAGCGCUACUUGGGCUGAAGGCGCGAUUCCAGUCACCUCGGCUCUGCCAGCAUCGCAGGUACCAUGGCGCAGGAGCUGCAGCACCCCGAGUUUGCGCGAGCGGGCCAGCAGGCGGGGCUGCAGGUGUGGAGGGUCGAGAAGCUGGAACUGGUGCCGGUGCCGCAGGGUGCCCACGGUGACUUCUACGUCGGAGACGCCUACCUGGUGCUGCACACGGCCAAGGCGAGCAGGGGCUUCUCCUACCGCCUGCACUUCUGGCUGGGAAAGGAAUGCUCCCAGGAUGAAAGCACGGCAGCGGCCAUCUUCACGGUCCAGAUGGACGACUAUCUGGGGGGCAAGCCCGUGCAGAGCAGAGAACUUCAAGGCUAUGAGUCUACUGACUUCGUGGGCUACUUCAAAGGGGGUCUGAAGUACAAGGCUGGAGGCGUGGCUUCCGGACUAAACCACGUUCUCACCAACGACCUGACAGCGGAGAGACUCCUGCAUGUGAAGGGCCGGAGAGUGGUCAGGGCCAUGGAGGUUCCUCUCAGCUGGGACAGCUUCAACAAGGGCGACUGCUUCAUCAUUGACCUUGGCACCGAAAUUUACCAGUGGUGUGGUUCCUCCUGCAACAAAUACGAGCGUCUGAAAGCCAGCCAGGUUGCCAUUGGCAUUCGGGACAAUGAGAGGAAGGGACGAUCUCAGCUCAUUGUGGUGGAAGAAGGAAGUGAGCCAUCAGAGCUGAUGAAGGUCUUAGGGAAGAAGCCUGAACUCCCAGAUGGGGACAACGAUGACGACGCCGUGGCAGAUUUAAGUAACAGGAAGAUGGCGAAGCUCUAUAUGGUUUCCGACGCGAGUGGAUCCAUGAAAGUGACCCUGGUGGCUGAAGAAAAUCCCUUCUCCAUGGCAAUGCUGCUUUCCGAAGAAUGCUUCAUCUUAGACCACGGUACCGCCAAACAAAUUUUUGUGUGGAAAGGUAAAAAUGCUAACCCGCAGGAGAGGAAGACUGCAAUGAAGACAGCCGAGGAGUUUCUACAGAAAAUGAAUUAUUCUACCAAUACUCAAAUUCAGGUUCUUCCCGAGGGCGGAGAAACGCCAAUUUUCAAACAGUUCUUUAAGGACUGGAAAGAUAGGGACCAGAGCGAUGGCUUUGGGAAGGUCUACGUCACAGAGAGAGUGGCUCACGUACAGCAAAUUCCAUUCGAUGCAUCCAAACUGCACAGUUCCCCGCAGAUGGCAGCCCAGCACAACAUGGUGGACGACGGCUCUGGCACGGUGGAGAUCUGGCGCGUGGAGAGCAGCGGGAGAGCGCAGAUCGACCCGCAGUCCCACGGCGAGUUCUUUGGCGGCGACUGCUACAUUAUCCUCUACACUUACCCCAGAGGCCAGAUCAUCUACACAUGGCAAGGAGCAAAAGCUACACGAGAUGAGCUGACCAUGUCUGCAUUCCUGACUGUGCAGUUGGAUCGGUCCCUGGGAGGACAGGCUGUGCAGGUCCGCGUCUCUCAAGGCAAAGAGCCCGCUCACCUGCUGAGUUUAUUCAAAGACAAACCGCUCAUUAUUUAUAAGAAUGGGACGUCCAAGAAAGAGGGGCAGGUGCCGGCUCCCCCUACUCGGCUCUUUCAAGUCCGGAGGAACCUGGCAUCUAUCACCAGAAUUGUGGAGGUUGACGUUGAUGCAAACUCAUUGAAUUCCAACGAUGUUUUUGUCCUGAAACUGCCACAAAACAAUGGCUUCACCUGGAUCGGAAAAGGGGCUAGUCAGGAGGAGGAGAAAGGAGCGGAGUAUGUGACUGAUGUUCUCAAGUGCAAAACCGCAAGGAUUCAGGAAGGCGAAGAACCAGAGGAGUUCUGGAAUGCUCUUGGAGGGAGAGGAGACUACCAGACCUCACCAUUGCUGGAAACCCGGGCUGAAGACCAUCCACCUCGGCUGUACGGCUGCUCCAACAAGACUGGGAGAUUCAUUAUUGAAGAAGUUCCUGGAGAAUUCACGCAGGAUGACUUAGCAGAAGACGACGUCAUGUUGCUCGAUGCGUGGGAACAGAUCUUCAUUUGGAUUGGCAAAGAUGCCAAUGAAGUUGAGAAAAAGGAAUCAAUGAAGUCUGCCAAAACAUACCUUGAGACAGACCCUUCUGGAAGGGAUAAGAGAACACCGAUUGUCAUCAUCAAGCAGGGCCAUGAGCCGCCCACAUUCACGGGCUGGUUCUUGGGCUGGGACUCCAGCAGGUGGUAAACCGAGUUUCAUAAAGCCAGCUGAUCUUCUCGCUGUGUGGGGCAGUUUGUACUGGGGAUUUGUUUACUUUUUGUUGUUUGGUUUUAGAAGAUAAGCCGCUGCCAAAUGGAUGGUGUUUUAAAUGACUAGUAUGAGCUCCCCUUCCUCCUCCUCUUCUCCUUGUUCUUUGGUUUUCUUUUUCCUCCUCUUCCUCUUCUUUGCUUUUUUUUCUUAAAGGAAUUGUGUGUGUUACUAUAUUGAAACGGCUUGAACCAAACGUUUGUUUUUGGAUCAGUUUUAUUGUUUUUUUGUUUGUUUGUUUGUUUGUUUUUUGUUUUUGAGACAGGGUUUCUCUGUAGCUUUGGGGCCUGUCUUGGAACUCGCUCUUAAACCAGGCUGGCCUUGAACUCACAGAGAUCCACCUGCCCCUGCCUCCUGAGUGCUUGGAUUAAAGAUGUGUGCCACCACCUCCCAGCUCAUUUUGCUUUUCAUAAGACCUAGAAGUAAAAGACUAUAAUAACAUCUAGGGGAAUUUCUGAGGAAAUUCUCACUCUCAAACUUGACUUCCUACACUAGAGGGCGCUCCAGUGCUCCUGCGUGUUAUCCUUCUGGACAUUCUGUUUGCAGGAUGGUUUAUGUCCCUGCUCGGAUGCCAUCCACUCCCAAGUGUCCUUUUCUGAGACAAGCUUCUUCAGCCUUCUUAGAAACUGAAGUCUUAAGCCCUUCAUGAUAAAGCGAACUGUACUCCUAUCAGUUAAACUUUACAUAUUUGAUAGGAUGUGUUUAAUAUCAUAAAAAUAUGUACUGAAUGCUGUUUUCACCAUUAAAACACAUCUUUUUGGAAAA
Molecule: messenger RNA, 3048 nt
Organism: Alexandromys fortis (reed vole)
Lineage: Eukaryota; Metazoa; Chordata; Mammalia; Rodentia; Cricetidae
Gene: Scin
Product: scinderin
Exons: 16
Coding region: 76-2223 (715 amino acids)
Biological process (GO): central nervous system development; actin filament severing; actin polymerization or depolymerization
Cellular component (GO): actin cytoskeleton; cytoplasm
Molecular function (GO): phosphatidylinositol-4,5-bisphosphate binding; actin filament binding
Source: RefSeq, a predicted model, not a curated record